GCCAGGCCCUUGGGGUGAGGUGCCAAAGGUUCCCUAUAAAGUGCUAGGGCUCCUGCUGUGGCCACUCGCCCUCUGGGACUCACCACAAGCCACACGGGGCCCCGCCCAGCGACCACCAUGCCGAGGCUCACCCUGCCCAACCCGGGCCUGGAGGACCGGAUCCCAUCCCUGGACCAGCUGGGGGGCAUCGAGAAGGAGGAGGCCAGCUCGCGGCCCAAGUGGGACAACAAGGCUCAGUACAUGCUCACCUGCGUGGGCUUCUGUGUGGGCCUGGGCAACGUGUGGCGCUUCCCCUACCUGUGCCAGAGCCAUGGUGGAGGGGCCUUCAUGAUCCCGUUCCUCAUCCUGCUGGUGCUGGAGGGCAUCCCGCUGCUGUACCUGGAGUUCGCCAUAGGGCAGAGGCUGCGCAAGGGCAGCGUGGGCGUCUGGAGCGCCAUCCACCCCGCUCUGAAGGGUGUAGGCAUCGCGUCCAUGUUCGUGUCCUUCAUGGUGGGCCUCUACUACAACACCAUCAUCGCCUGGGUUAUGUGGUACUUCUUCAACUCCUUCCAGGAUCCGCUGCCCUGGAGCGACUGCCCGCUCAAUGCCAACCGGACAGGCUAUGUGGAGGAGUGUGCCCUCAGCUCCUCCGUGGACUACUUCUGGUACCGGGAGACCCUCAACAUCUCCACGUCCAUCAGCGACUCAGGCUCCGUGCAGUGGUGGGUCCUGCUCAGCCUGACCUGCGCCUGGAGCGUGCUCUACGUGUGUACCAUACGCGGCAUCGAGACCACCGGGAAGGCCGUGUACAUCACCUCCACGCUGCCCUACGUCGUCCUUACCAUCUUCCUCAUCCGUGGCCUGACGCUGAAGGGUGCCACCAAUGGCAUCGUCUUCCUCUUCACGCCCAACGUCACAGAGCUGGCCAACCCAGUCACAUGGCUGGACGCGGGCGCCCAGGUCUUCUACUCAUUCUCACUGGCCUUCGGGGGCCUCAUCUCCUUCUCCAGCUACAACUCCGUGCACAACAACUGCGAGAUGGACUCGGUCAUCGUGUCCAUCAUCAACGGCUUCACGUCUGUGUACGCGGCCACCGUGGUCUACUCCAUCAUCGGCUUCCGUGCCACUGAGCGCUAUGACAGCUGCUUCAGCACGAACAUCCUGACGCUCAUCAACGGGUUUGACCUGCCUGAAAGCAAUGUGACGCAGGACAACUUUGCAGAAAUGCAGCGGUGGUGCAACACCACAGACCCCGUGGCCUACGCAAAGCUGAGGUUCCAGACCUGUGACAUAAACUCCUUCCUGUCUGAGGGCGUGGAGGGCACGGGGCUGGCCUUCAUCGUGUUCACGGAGGCCAUCACCAAGAUGCCGGUGUCCCCGCUGUGGUCCGUGCUCUUCUUCAUCAUGCUCUUCUGCCUGGGCCUGUCGUCCAUGUUCGGGAACAUGGAGGGUGUGGUCGUGCCCCUGCAGGACCUCAAGCUCAUGCCUGCAAAGUGGCCGAAGGAGCUGCUCACAGGCCUCAUCUGCCUGGGGAUGUACCUCAUCGCCUUCAUCUUCACGCUGAACUCCGGCCAGUACUGGCUGUCCCUGCUGGACAGCUAUGCUGGCUCCAUCCCCCUCCUCAUCAUUGCCUUCUGCGAGAUGUUCGCUGUGGUCUACGUGUAUGGAAUGGACAGGUUCAACAGGGACAUCGAGUUUAUGAUCGGCCACAAGCCCAACAUCUUCUGGCAGGUGACCUGGAGGGUGGUGAGCCCCCUGCUCAUGCUGGUCAUCUUCCUGUUCUUCUUCGUGAUCAAGGUCAAUGAGGAGCUGAUAUACAGCGUCUGGGACCCCACCUACGAGGAAUUUCCCAAAUCCCAGAAGAUCCCAUACCCAGGCUGGGUGUAUGGGGUGGUGGUCAUCGUGGCUGGGGUGCCCUGCCUCGUCAUCCCCGGCUUUGCCAUCUACAAGCUCAUCAGGAGCUGCUGCCAGAAGCCAGGGGGCCGCCAGGGGCUGGUCAGCUCGCUGUCCACAGCCUCCGUCAAUGGGGACCUGAAGUACUGAGUGGCCCAGCCUGUGGCACGUGGUGGUGGGUGUGGAGGGAGGGGCCAGGCUGCAGUUGUGUGUAUCCAUGUGAGUGAACAUGUGCACACAUGCAUGUGUAUAUACAGUGUGGGUGUGCACACACAUAUACUGCACGUGUGAGCCCACAUGUAUGUUAUAUUUGUGGCUGUGUGCCUAUGUGUGCAUGUGUUUGCAUGUGUGUGUACACACGAGUGUGUGUUUUUAUGUGUGCACAUGUGAGUGUAUAUACACAUGAGUGUAUACAUAUGUGUGGGUGUUUGAGGAUGUUUGUACAUGUAUAUGUGUAUACAUGUGGGGGUAUUGGUAUUUAUAUAGGAACAUGUGUGAGCGUGUAUAUGUGAGCUGUAUGCAUGCGUGUGUAUGACUAUGCAUGCUGUGUACAUGUGUUUGUAUACACGCAUGUAUGUACAUGUGCAGCUGUGUAUGCAUGUGUACAUGCCUGCUGCCCCGCUGCACAAUUGCCUGCCAUGCCGGCACACACUCUGUGGGAGGGCCAGAGCUGCCGCGUGGGGUGACCCCUCCGCUGCGCUCACCUGGGGACGGGAGAUGCCACUCUUGUGACUCCUAGGCAGCCGGCGCUGUUUCCCCCCUUCCCCUCGCUGCCGAGCCCUUGGGCUAGGAGCUCCCACAGUCUCCUAUUCAGGCACUUCUACCCAACGAUGAGGAGCACCCUUUUCGUGCUCUGUCUGGAUGAGGCCUCAGGCCCCUGAGCCCGUGAGUUUGAAGAACCUUCGUUCCUGCCUGACUCUGCCUGUCGCGCACCUGCCAGCCGGGAGUUCCCGAGUCUUGGCAAUAUCAGGCUUAAUGAAUGCUAGCCCGUGUAAGCACUGCUGCAGCUGCCACAAAUAGAUGAUCAGUUAAAUAAAACUCAACCUGGCCUAACAUAAGGCAGAGA
Molecule: messenger RNA, 2938 nt
Organism: Manis javanica (Malayan pangolin)
Lineage: Eukaryota; Metazoa; Chordata; Mammalia; Pholidota; Manidae
Gene: SLC6A19
Product: solute carrier family 6 member 19
Biological process (GO): sodium ion transmembrane transport; neutral amino acid transport; nitrogen compound transport
Cellular component (GO): apical plasma membrane; brush border membrane; plasma membrane
Molecular function (GO): neutral L-amino acid transmembrane transporter activity
Source: RefSeq, a predicted model, not a curated record